CGAUGUUAGUCCAAGCGUCGAGUAUCUUCGUCGGCUUGCAAUGAGUGCUUCAAAUCAAGGAAAUAACUCGAGUUCAAGCUGCUUUCAUCAUGAAUGGAAUUUUUCCUUGACUUUCUGAUUUUAGUUUGCCCUUGUACUUGAGUGAAAAGCCGAUCCCUCUAAUGGACAAGUGCUAAAGAAAACAUAUGACAAGGAGAGCACGACAGACUUUUGAACGAGGAGGGGGGCGUGUAAGAUAUGAACGAAAUUCACCUUACCAAGAGCCACACCAUACCAAAACAAGGGAAAGUGGGGGAGGUCGUUGAAUGUUUUUAUUCUGGCCUUGCUAAUAUCGCGCCACAGCCUUCUCAGUCAGUGUGUGAUCCGGCGGGUAGGCUGGCAGGCAUGCCGGAUAUUUCUUGCGUACGAUAGUUCUUAUUCGGUGCAAAGUAUACCGAGCCCUCGGUAGGCCUUCGCUUCCCUAUUCUCGUUCCUUUUGCUCCCAACCAGCUUACUUACUCUCUCCCCUUCUCCGCCCACUUUAUGCAGGCCUUGUCACACGCAAGACCAAAUCAUUUCGAAGGCUGCAGCUGGAGAAGGCUCAUUUAACUUUGCCCUUUCUACGGCAGCUGUGAAAAAAGAAGGAGAGUGUGGUAUGUGAAUAUGUUUGGCACAGAAACUCAGUCUAAGUGAUUUGAAAAAUACACUUUCAAUCCGAAUCAGCCUUCGUGCCAAGGAACAUUCAGUCGUCUUGCUGUGUUCCACUUCCAAACUUUGAACUCACAACCCUGUAGAACUACAAGUGAAAAAACCAUCAACACCGAGUUACUACUCAAAUCUAGCAACACAAAGCGAGAGAAAUCGAUCAUGUCUGGUUUAACAUCCAGUGCCUUAGCCAAUCUCAAUGAUAGGCUCUCAUUCCCCCAAAUUUGGGUGGAGAGCGUGUGUGAGUCAAGCGAGGACGAAGAGGAGCUUGAUGUCGACAGCAGAGGAUGGAACUCCUUUAUUUAUCAAGCAUCAAACCCCAAAGAUAUCACUGUUUUGGCGCAACAGCUUCCAAUACACCCAAAUAAAGUCAUUCAGAGUCUUUUGGCAUCAUGCUCCACUGAUGUUUCAUACGAGUCAAGUCGAGCUUCAUCCAAAGACAACAGCAGGCAUAACUCUUUUCAACUAAGUUCCAGGAGCUCUAGAGAAGGCUCCUUGGAAGAGCUACUCAAUCAAAAUCCUCAGCAUGUUUUCGACUCUGAGUUUGAAAUUGAAAGGUUGACUAAUCAAGGCUACUACAGUUCUGCGGAACAGGCCUCUUCGAGCCUAGAAGACCCUUUAUCGCAAGCAAAAAAUAAGGGGCAGCUAAAAGAUGGAGAAGGUAAGGAGGGUCCCAAGCAGAGAGGAGAAGAGAAUCCAGUUGACCUUGGACUAUUGGUCAAGACCCUAGACAGCAAAGGCUCUCCUUCCCUUGAGACGCUGGAGUACGACAGUCAUGCCUUCAUUGACAAGCAACAGCGUCAUAAUCAAGGGCAUUCAACACAUCAUGGACAAACGAAAAUGGAAGACCAAUCCAAAAUUUUUGAACAAGACGGAGACUUUCUCACUCCUGUCGGUCGAAGUGUUAAAGAUUGGCUGAAUCAGUUGCAUCUUUGCGGCUUCCCUUACGACAUCAUCAGUAAAUACAGAAGAGACGAUAUUGAUGAGAUGGAAGACGAUAUCUGGUUUCAAGAUGGACUUUUUAGAGUAUUUGAUCCUUACUAUGACAUCUCGAGCGAUGAUAUUGAAUCCGUCGAUGGCAAAACGGAUCAGCAAGGAAUGCCGAAGGGAAAUUGCAUGGUCAAACUCACUAAUGGAGACGAGCUGCUUGCCACCUUCCGAAAUGGAUUUCGACAAGGACGUGGAUCAGUUGAGGGAACGAACCUACUAAAACAUGGUCUCAUCUGGUUGAGAGGCUCUUACAAAGAUAGCGUUUUAAUGGGCGCUGGAGUAGCCGUUUUGGAAGAGCACACCUUGGGAAAUUUGCCGUACAGACUCACUCUGGAAGGCAAUUUCAAUGAUGGAUAUCUGGAGGGUCCUGUGUUUGGCCGGCGACCUGAUCAAAAUUUGGUCUUUGUCGGGCAGUUCUUAAAAGGACUGCCAUAUGGCGUGUGCUGGCUGGGCCAAGAUGGAGAAAGCUGGCUCGUGGGCAAAGUUGACCAAAUGGGACAUUUCACUGGGGACAAUCUGGCUUAUAUUUAUCCUAAUCUGAAGACCGCACUCUUGGGCCAAUUUAAGAAUGGAGUCAUGCUUCGAGCACAAGCGGCCCAACUCGUAGCACUUCAUUUGAAUGAGGCACAUAUCAUGGAGCCAGAAAUGCGAGCCACGAAGGUCACCCCAGCAAUCAGACCCAUAAAUCAAACGCCAAACCCAAUGCAAAUUGACUCAGACAGAGCUGGCAAAAAUGAAGACUCGUUUUAUUCGUUUUGCCCAUCAAACUCCAAUGAAGUUUGUUGCAACUGGCUUUUGUCCGAUCCUUAUGAGUCUGAGACCGUGGAAUGUUUAAAUUCGGCGGUAGAUGGGGCAGGGGAUGGUCUUUUUGCGCGUACAAAUCUACCGCAAGGCACCCUAGUAGCCUUUUAUAAUGGUUUAGUGAUCGGGCUCGAGGAGUCGUAUGCUAAUUCAAAUAUGAAUUACCAAAUCUAUGUGGAUUGGGCCAACACCGAUUCAUCAUCUUUCGUGGACAUCCCACUCGCUUGUAUUGACAAGAACAUGUACUGUGCUAGCUAUGCUCACAAGGCAAAUCACAGUUUCAAGCCUAACUGCACAUAUGCAGCGGUUCGACAUCCCCGAUUUGGCCGAAUUCCAGCCUUGUGUACAUUACGCGCAAUUCAAAAAGGCGAGGAGCUCUUUUCACACUAUAAGUACGAUAUGGCAUUGGCUCCCUGUUGGUAUCAGGAGGCUUGGGAGACCACCUCGUCUUCCCCUAGCUCAUCACAGGGGAACCCAACAGAGCUAACUAACAAUCUCGACACUCAUCCGUCCCAAUAACGAGUCUCUACCUGAAGACGGUGUUUUGUUGAGCGUGAGCGUCGUAUCAGUUUUCCCAACAAUUUCCGUUUCACUUACUGAUUUCAAGAUACAUUCGGUGUAUCAUCGAGGAAAAAGAAGAAGUAUUUAACCUGCCAAGGCUAUUUAUAUGUAACACUGCGUCAUUUCCCAAGCCUAACGUACCCAUUUCGCUUCUGAUCUAAUUCAAAUUCAUUGUCUCAUUUUGAUUUAUUGCCAAUCAUUAUUCAUCCUGACCAAAUAAUCUUAAAGCUCAAUAACAAAACCCUAUUGCAAGUGCAUGCAUGUCCUUUUUUCCUCUACGUCAAGCAAUGGACUUGUGAUGCCAGGUCAGUUGUAUCUUUUUGACACGUGAACAGACAUUGAAAGCUACGCAAUCACGUUCAAGCAUAGCUGGAAAUAAAUCGUUCUUUUUGAA
Tigriopus californicus is the source of this 3430-nucleotide messenger RNA. RefSeq lists its product as uncharacterized. Gene Ontology annotation, molecular function: protein binding. The coding region runs from base 847 to 2994 and encodes 715 amino acids. The record is from RefSeq and is a predicted model, not a curated record. The transcript has a single exon. Lineage: Eukaryota; Metazoa; Arthropoda; Copepoda; Harpacticoida; Harpacticidae.